This is a messenger RNA of Fusarium coffeatum, 2817 nucleotides long. RefSeq lists its product as uncharacterized. Bases 1 to 2817 code for a protein of 938 amino acids. The record is from RefSeq and is a predicted model, not a curated record. Gene Ontology annotation, molecular function: trans-aconitate 2-methyltransferase activity. The transcript has 9 exons. NCBI's taxonomy places the organism in Eukaryota, Fungi, Ascomycota, Sordariomycetes, Hypocreales, Nectriaceae.
AUGUCUCUGUCCCACGUCGCGCGACGUCAUCUCUUCAACACCCUCACGCGACCAACCUCAAGAUCCUUCAGCACCACAAUGGCCCAAAGAAAAGAUACGUGGUCCGCAGACCAAUACUCCAAGUUCCUCAAAGACCGCACAAGACCUUCCACAGAUCUUCUAGCCCACGUGCCCAACGCGUCUCCCAAGCGCGUCGUGGAUAUUGGCUGUGGACCAGGCAACUCAACUGCUGUACUAGCAGAGCGCUAUCCCAAUGCCAAAGUCUCAGGCUUUGAUACUUCGCCUGAUAUGAUUCGCAAGGCAAAGGAGACGCUGCCUAACGUGGAUUUUGAAGUGGCUGAUUUGACGAGCUACAAGCCUGAGCAGCCUGUCGAUGUACUCUUUUCCAAUGCUGUGUUCCAGUGGUUGCCCAAUGGCAAACGCAUUGAGAUUGUUACACAGCUCCUCAACCAUCUUGCACCAGGUGGAAGUCUCGCCUUCCAAAUCCCCUACAAUCUGAACGAGCCUAGUCACGCGCUCAUGCGCGAAGUAGCAGCCAUGCCCAACAAACCCUGGAUCGACAUUCUUGCCCGCGCAAACAUUGAACGCGAUCAAUUUCCUUCACCGACUGAGAUUUGGGAUGGAUUGAAGCCUCUUUGUGCGGAUCUGGAUAUUUGGCAGACGACGUAUAUGCAUGUUAUGGAGAACCACGAGGGUAUUGUUGAGUGGGUCAAAGGAACUGGAUUGCGACCUUAUGUUGAUCCUUUGGAUGAGAAGGCGAAGGAGGAGUUUAUUAGUAUUUAUUUGGGAAAGUUGAAGGAGGCUUAUACGGCGCAGGUGGAUGGGAAAGUUCUUUUGCCUUAUCCUAGAUUGUUUGUUGUUGCGACCAAGGCUUAUGAAACGCUGCUGCUCAACUUUCAUGAUAUUCUUAUACCCCCUAUACCCGUCUACCGAAGCAUCAAAAAUUCCUUCACGUGUCACCACCGGAGUUUACCAUUCCUCCCCGGCAUCGCCAAGAACAUCACCACCACCACAAUUUGCAUGGCAGACCGCGAAGAAAGUAGUCCAGCCCUCGAGGCGCCCUCCGACGAGGGUCCUCCCUCCAAGCGCCAGCGCGGCUUCAUUGCACGGCAGGCGACGCGAAAUGAAGCGUCGCUGGGAAUGAUCGUCAAUAUCCUCCGUCGCAUCGAAGGUAAAAUUGACGAUGGCAAACAAACAGACGCAACGCCCCUAGAAGCAGCUCGUAUGCUCUCAACAGCUUUGCGACCAUUCAAUCCCAAAUCCCCCGCCAACUCAAGCGAAGUCCUCGGAGUACCUUCAUUUCUCGCACGCCGCGACACCAUCGUCGAAACACCAAGUGAUCCCAAUCCGGCGAUAUCAUUCAGCGCGCAUCAGGUUCUCUUCUGGCCUGCUAUCCAGUCGGCGCUGCCCGAGUCUGUGAAGUUGAUGUGUCAGAUGAAUGGUCCGACGUACUCAACGCGCCUGGAAGCUGCACGGCCGAAACUACCGCAUUCCACAUCGGUGGAUAUGUCGUCUGAGUGGCUUUCUAAGCUAAGCAUCGCAACGUUGAAGGAGUUGUCGGAUGUGUAUUUCACAACUUUCAAUCUCGCCACGCCGAUCUUGGAUCAGAAGACGUAUUUUCAGCGUACGUUGGGCGUAGCAAUUGAUGGCAGCUUUGGGAUCUGCAUCGAAAGUUGUAUCGUCCUCGUCGUUAUGGCGCUGGGAUUAAUGGGACAGAAAGCGUUGCGGGAAGCGAGGUUUGCGUCGACGCCUGUGUCGACUCCGUAUCCUAGCGAGCAGGAAGAUGAGAUGCCGGGCUUAGACUUUUUCAACGAAGCGAGGAAGAGAUUUGGCUUUUUGAUGUGCGAGCAGGAUCUUCAGGCUUGUCAGUUCUAUUUGCUCUCAGGCCUGUUUUAUGCAGAGGCUCUUCGACCAUUGGAUUGGUGGUCAAUGCUAAGCAAAGCAAGCGCAUGCAGCGCUUUCUUCUGGAACAAUGUAUCACGAGAUCGCGACGAAUGGAUGUUAGACAUGCAAUCCCGCCUCUUCUGGAUAACAAGCAUGUUCGAAGCCGUCCUCUCCCAAGAACUCAACCUCCCACCAAGCAACUCCCUCCAACUCGAAGAACACAUCGCAUUACCAAAGUUCAUCUCCGCACGAGAUAUAGCAUCCUUUGGAUCAUUUCGAUAUCCGGGUGAUGAUCCCUUUUUCCACUAUCACUUCCUGUCGCAGCUUGCGCAUCGGCUUAUCCUCACGAGGGCGCGUAAUAGUCUUUUUCAUUUUAAUCCGACCGCUGAUUAUCCGACUGAACCUGUUGAAGAUGAACUUAUUCGGCAAUUAGAACAGUGGCGUGAGAGAUUACCGCCCAUGCUGCAGUUCGAUCCCAAAGCGCCUUUGACGCAUGCUGAGUCUCCUUCGGAUGCGCUCGUGACGGCCUGGCUUCAUGCCAGAUAUUUCGUUGCGAGGUAUCACAUCGGUCGACCACUGCUACAUCGCGCUCUAGAAAGACCGUCAUCGCUGACAGAAGGCCACCUCCGAAAAUGCCGAGACGCAAUAAACGCAGUUCUCGCAUGGGCAUCAGUCAUCCAAGUCACCAACUCAAUGAGAAGUUGCAAUCCCCUCAAAUUCUUCGUCUGUAGCCAAAUCUUUGGUCAGAUCUGCGUCUUCUUUGCACUCAGCGUAUCACCCUACCCAUACAUCCGCGAAAUCGCAUCAGACGUGGAUAAAAAAUGGACAUCUUUCGCUCUAGGAUAUCUGGAAAACUGCGCUUUUUACAGUCCGGCUAUUGAGCAGGAUUUCAAAAUUGCAAAGGUUCUUUGUGGGGACAUUGGAAAGAUUUGA